CAUGGGAACCACACACUGAUUGUUGCAACUUCAAGUGGUUUGGUGUUUCUUGUUCAUCCUUAACAAAUGAUCAUGUCACUGAUCUAAGUAUCUCGAAUGUAACACUUACUUCUCGAUUCCCUCCUUCGAUUGGCCGUGCCAGUGUUUCUUUCCGAAAUUGCUCCUUCAAGAAUACGUGGAGCAUUGAAUAUACUUUUCCAACUUAAUGUCACUAUUGGCAUUUUGUUUGCUAACCUUGUCAACUAUGGAACCAACAAAAUCAAAGGUGGAUGGGGUUGGAGGCUAUCUCUAGGGUUGGCUGGUAUCCCAGCACUUCUCCUAACACUUGGUGCCAUCUUGGUUGUGGACACUCCCAACAGUCUCAUAGAACGUGGUCGUACGGAAGAAGGAAAAGCGGUACUCAAAAAGAUCCGUGGCAUCGAUAAUGUUGAACCAGAGUUCUUGGAGCUUGUUGAGGCAAGUCGUAUAGCUAAAGAGGUUAAACACCCCUUUAGAAAUCUUCUUAAACGCAAAAACCGUCCUCAACUUGUCAUUUCGGUCGCCUUGCAAAUAUUCCAGCAAUUCACAGGCAUCAACGCGAUCAUGUUUUAUGCGCCGGUGUUAUUCAACACAUUGGGAUUCAAGAAUGAUGCCUCCCUUUAUUCCGCUGUGAUAACCGGUGCUGUGAAUGUGCUCUCCACAAUUGUAUCUAUCUACUCAGUGGACAAAGUUGGACGCCGUAUGUUGCUGUUGGAAGCCGGUGUACAAAUGUUCUUGUCUCAAGUCGUGAUAGCUAUCAUUUUGGGGAUCAAGGUCACAGAUCAUUCGGAUAACCUUUCGAAAGGUUAUGCAAUAUUCGUAGUUAUCAUGGUUUGCAUUUAUGUUUCUGCUUUUGCUUGGUCUAUAGGUCCUCUUGGAUGGCUUAUUCCAAGUGAGACAUUUCCAUUGGAGACCCGUUUAGCCGGACAAAGUGUCACUGUUUGUGUCAAUUUGCUCUUCACCUUUGUUAUUGCACAAGCUUUUCUAUCCAUGUUAUGUCAUUUCAAGUUUGGCAUCUUCUUGUUCUUCUCUGGUUGGGUUUUCAUGAUGUCAAUCUUUGUGUUUUUCUUGGUGCCCGAGACGAAGAACAUACCAAUUGAAGAGAUGAUUGAAAGAGUAUGGAAGCAACAUUGGUUUUGGAAGAGGUUUAUUGAAGAUGAUCAUGACAAUGAGAAAAUAGAAAAUGCUGAUAAUUGUAACUUUUUGUUUUAAUUUGUGCAAUUUUGGUCCUGCCCGUCUAAAUUGAAGCACAAUUUAAACUGCGUCGGUCUAUUACCGCGUUAGCUCCCCUCCAAUUUUUUUAUUUUAAUUAAAUAAUAAAAGAUAAAAAAGGAGGUGGGGGGGGGGGGGGGGGGCGAGCGGCAGCGGCUCCAAGCGAUGACGGCGAGAGGUGCUUGAGUGGAAGAAGCUGAGGAGGAACUGGGUGUUGACAGUUAAGCUUCAGUUGUCAACAAGUAUAAAAGAAAGAACUCAAAAAGAUACUGCGAAUUAAUUUGACAAA
Trifolium pratense (red clover) is the source of this 1519-nucleotide messenger RNA. Its product is annotated as sugar transport protein 13-like. Gene Ontology annotation, molecular function: carbohydrate transmembrane transporter activity. The transcript has 4 exons. Bases 583 to 1230 code for a protein of 215 amino acids. The record is from RefSeq and is a predicted model, not a curated record. Gene Ontology annotation, biological process: transmembrane transport. Gene Ontology annotation, cellular component: membrane. Lineage: Eukaryota; Viridiplantae; Streptophyta; Magnoliopsida; Fabales; Fabaceae.